Messenger RNA from Echinops telfairi (small Madagascar hedgehog), 811 nucleotides. Its product is annotated as etoposide-induced protein 2.4 homolog. Gene Ontology annotation, biological process: macroautophagy. Lineage: Eukaryota; Metazoa; Chordata; Mammalia; Afrosoricida; Tenrecidae. Gene Ontology annotation, cellular component: endoplasmic reticulum. The record is from RefSeq and is a predicted model, not a curated record. The transcript has a single exon. The annotation marks the transcript as partial.
GGCAGGAUCGCUGUCCAGACGCUGCGGGCACUUUGGUCUGGCCCGAGUUGGGGUCGCGGCGGCGGCCACAGAGCUGACGGGCUCUUCAUGAUGAGAGGUUUUGAGACGCUUCCCUGUCCUCUGUGUAGUUGAUAGAUUGUAUGUUGAAGAGAUGGCUGACAGUGUCAAAACCUUUCUUCAGGACCUUGUCAGGGGAAUCAAGGACUCCAUCUGGGGUAUUUGUACCAUCUCGAAGUUGGAUGCGCGAAUUCAACAAAAGAGAGAGGAAGUCCAUCGAAGGACAAGUGUCCUCGCCCAGAGGAGAGCCCAGAGCCCAGAGCGGAAGCCAGAGGCUGAGCCGUAUAUUGUUAAUAGAAUUUUCCUGUGCUGUGCUUGGAAUGGAGGAAUAUUCUGGUUUAGCCUCUUCUUCUUUUACCGAGGGUUUAUUCCUGCGCUUCAAUAUGUAACAGCAAAGAUUACUGGUGAUCCAUCACUGCAUGGAGAUGUUUGGUCGUGGCUGGAAUUCUUCCUCACAUCAAUUUUCAGUGCUCUUUGGGUACUCACACUGUUUGUGCUUAGCAAAGUUGUCAAUGCCAUUUGGUUUCAGGAUAUAGCCGAUUUGGCAUUUCAGUUGUCAGGAAAGAAGAUGCAACCGUUCCCUAGUUCCAGCAAAAUAAUUGCUGACAUGCUCUUCAACCUUUUGCUGCAAGCUCUCUUUCUUCUUCAGGGUUUGUUUGUGAGUCUCUUCCCCAUCUAUCUUUUUGGUCAGCUGGUUAGUCUCCUGCAUAUGUCCCUUCUGUAUUCAUUAUACUGCUUUGAAUACCGCUGGUUC